AUGGCUGAUCCUGAGCGCACAUUUUCUGGCACUUUGGAAGGCCCCCGAUCCGUUGCCACAGUUUUGGAUUCCGAAUAUGAUGUGAUUGUGCUCACCGAAACGUGGUUAAACGACGAAAUUACAUCGGUGCAGCUGUUUGGCCAUGAAUACAACGUUUUUCGUCGUGACCGUGACCCCAUCAGUACUGGUUUGAGUAGAGGAGGCGGUGUUCUCAUUGCAGUGUCAAACCGUUUCACGUCUUCUCCUCUCACUAAUCUUACUGGAAUCGAUCAGAGCUUCGAACAUCUGUGGGUGACCAUAGAUACGGGCCAGCAGAAAGUUUAUAUUGGCGUUGUUUAUGUUAGUCCUGCUGAUGCUAGCAAUCCGUCAAUUAUCGAUGCUCAUCUAAACUCAGUGGUCGCUGUAGCAGAUAUUUUACGUCCAAACGAUCGGCAUAUUUUGCUUGGUGACUAUAAUCAGCCUCUACUGAACUGGGUGAAGAACUCAGCAAAUUUUGCGUAUCCUGACCCGUCAACUUCGACAUUCAACUCUUGCUCUUCGGCUCUCUUAGAUACGAUGGAUCUUUUGGGUAAUCGACAGAUGAAUUUAGUCGCCAACUCUCAUAGUCGCACUCUAGACUUAGUUUUCAUUAACGAAAUGGAUGGAGAUAGUUGCACUGUGACAGCAGCAAUGGAACCAUUAAUUGAUGCCGAUCUUCAUCACCCCCCUCUGCUAGUCGAUCUAACCUACUCUGGUUUCACCCCGUUCGAAAGCGCAACAGAUACAUGUUCAUUAAACUUCUAUAAAGCCGAUUUCGCUCAAAUAUCCGAAAUAUUGCUUCACACAAACUGGUCGUUCAUUGAAAGUGCAACUGAUGUUGAUCAGGCAGUGGACUUCUUUACCUCUACAUUACACGAGUCAUUCCGAGACAACGUCCCAUUGAAACGACCUGUACGCAAACCACCUUGGUCUGACGCACAUUUGCGUAUGCUGAAACGUAGAAGAGCCGCCGCAAUGAGACAGUUGUCGCGCGCUAGAAAUCCGGUCAAUAAACGUAGGUUCAACAUUGCAAGUAACGAUUACAAACGCUACAAUCGAUUUCGGUACUCACAACACGUUGAGCGCAUGCAAAAUAUGUUAAAGCACAAUCCGAAGCGUUUUUGGUCCUUUGUUAACGAGAAGCGAAAGGAAACCGGGUUCCCAUCAGAGAUGUUUCUGGGCGAGCAUAAAUCGACUAAUUUGGAACAGACAUGUAAUCUUUUUGCUGAACAUUUCGCCAGUGUAUUCAGUACUUCGAACGCCACGUCCACUAAAAUCGCAGGAGCCCUUCGGUAUACAGUACCUUGGAGUAAUAAGCGGGCGUUUUCUAGUAUUCAUCAGCGAAGUGGGCAGCUCGGCAACUCAAGACUCCAUCCAGGGCGCAAUAGCAACAAAAAUACGGCGGCAUACUAUUUUUUUGGUAAUUCCAUUCUGUCGACCAGCAACAACGAUAACCAUACAUCCACCAGAGUAACGUCGUUUGCCUUCAACGGUUGGGCGAAAAUAAACAGCAGCUCAGCAGCAGAUCAGUAA
Uranotaenia lowii is the source of this 1551-nucleotide messenger RNA. RefSeq lists its product as uncharacterized. The record is from RefSeq and is a predicted model, not a curated record. The transcript has 3 exons. The coding region runs from base 1 to 1551 and encodes 516 amino acids. Lineage: Eukaryota; Metazoa; Arthropoda; Insecta; Diptera; Culicidae. Gene Ontology annotation, molecular function: catalytic activity.